Molecule: messenger RNA, 627 nt
Organism: Acanthoscelides obtectus
Lineage: Eukaryota; Metazoa; Arthropoda; Insecta; Coleoptera; Chrysomelidae
Source: the annotation of a GenBank genome assembly
AUGAAACCGCCACGAUUUGAUGGUGCAACGCCUUGGAAUGCCUACCGACGUCAGUUUGAGGCAGCCGCGAUUGCAAAUGGUUGGUCAUCGACCGAAAAGGCAACUGCACUCACUUUGGCCCUACGAGGAGAUGCUACAGCUAUUCUUCAAAGAAAAUCACUCGAAGAGCAAGAGGUCUACGAACAACUAGUAGGAAAUUUGGCGAUGCGAUAUGGCCAGUCUCAUUUAGAACAUGUCUGUCAUACUCAACUAAAGAAUCGGUCCCAGAAGCCAGGCGAGUCCUUGCAGGAGUUCGAACCGCAUAUUGCGCGGUUGACAACUGAAGAGGGUACCAACCGGAAGAUCUUCUAUCUGGUUACCAAGAAAGCUUCGUAUCAGAAACCGAAUUACGAGGAUGUCUGGAACGCUUUGUGUUCUCUUAGAGAAGUGUUGCUUGCCGAGGACCUGAGAAAACUGGCAAUACCUAAGCUGGCAUGUGGACUGGACAACCUGGACUGGAGAAUCAUCCGAAGCAUGCUUGAGAUGUAUUAUCCAAGCAUAAUUUUCUCUUGUAUGGUUCUGAUGGUACUGGGUUUUCCGCAAGACAGUGAUGACUAUGAACUAGCUGCGUCUCAAGGAAACGAAUAA